AUGGAAACUGCAACUCUCAUUUUGUACCUGCUGCGGGGAGGUGUUGUGUGCCGCUGGCUGUCGGAUCAUGUAAUCAGAGCCUACACCACAGCAGUCGGCCUGCACAUGAUCAUCGUACAGCUGCCGCUAAUGACAGGAGCACCAGUACAGAAACAUACUGGACUGCUGGCUUUACCUAGGACUUUCAUAGAUGUUCUGUAUGGAGUGACCAAUGCUGUAACAGGAACUCUGUUAGUCUCUUUGGUUUCUUUGGUGAUGCUCAUCGGAGGCAAACUGCUGAAUGAGCGGUUUAAGAACAAACUGCCUGUCGCCAUACCAUGGGAGCUUAUACUGAUUGUUCUCAGCACCCUCCUGUCAGUACAGAUGGAUCUGGCUGGACAGCACAGAGUCCAGGUGGUGGGACACAUACCCAGUGGCCUGUCUCCCCCAGCUCUUCCCUCCUUGUCUCAGUCCAGAGAGCUUUUCAUUCCAGCUCUGUCCAUGGCUUUGAUUGGCUUCAGUUUCCUCUCAGCCAUGGGCUCAAUGUUUGCCAACAAACAUGGCUACUGUGUGGACCCGAGUCAGGACCUGCUGGCCCUGGGUCUGUGUAACACCAUUGGAGGGAUGUUUCAGUGCUUUGCUGUCAGCUGCUCCUUUUCUCGCAGCACCAUCCAGGAAAGCAUCGGUGUCAAAACACAGAUGGCUGGUCUGGUGUCAGCUCUGUUGAUUCUGACAGUCUUGUUGGAGAUUGGUUAUCUCUUUGAGCAGCUGCCAAAGGCAGUGCUGGCAGUGAUUAUCGUGGUGAACCUUCAGGGCAUACUGGCUCAGUUCAGAGAUGUGCGUCUGCUCUGGAAAUCUGACAGAUUAGACCUGCUCGUGUGGAUAGUGUCACUGACAUCCACCUUCAUUUUUAACCUGGAUCUGGGUCUGGCUGUGGCUGUCGUCUUCUCUCUGGUCACACUCCUUUACAGGACACAACACUCCACCACCGUUGUUUUGGGUCACAUUCCUGGUACAGACUGUUACAGAGAUGUGGAGCUCUACCUUGAGUUUUAACUUUGAAAUCUUUUCCAAGCAACUAUAAACGUUGAGAACAUGACUGUCGUUGAUCUAAAGAAGAGAUUCUUU
Messenger RNA from Neolamprologus brichardi, 1107 nucleotides. NCBI's taxonomy places the organism in Eukaryota, Metazoa, Chordata, Actinopteri, Cichliformes, Cichlidae. The record is from RefSeq and is a predicted model, not a curated record.